Messenger RNA from Clonostachys solani, 1227 nucleotides. Lineage: Eukaryota; Fungi; Ascomycota; Sordariomycetes; Hypocreales; Bionectriaceae. The record is from the annotation of a GenBank genome assembly.
AUGGAUGCUGCUGCCGGCAGUGACUAUAGCGAUGGAAGCAUAGAGGCCACCCAAUCUGAGGUGGAGGAAAAUGUCCGCCGCCUCAACGACAACAGCAACCUCACCCCGAGGGAAAUGAAAAUGGCCCAAUACGUCAAAGAUCUGUACGCUUCGGGGGCCCGUCUCUGGACGAAAGAGAUGUUUCGCAAUGUCGAGGCAGAUCUGGCUAAGGAGCCCUGCCCUGAGGAGGUCAUGAUUCGGAGCAUGAACGACAUUGAGGCUUCCGUAAGAAUCCCAGCCGGCAUCUAUUCUCAAAUCACCAAGGCCCAUGAGGCGUACAAUCCAAAGGGCUACACUCACGGUCCCUGGCACACGGCUAUCAAUUUCAAUACGUAUCAGGAUCUUUUGAACCAGACGAAGAGCAGAUACACCGGCUACCGGGAUGAGAAAGAAUCUGAAAAUGAUGACCCAUUGGCUGAGAAGGAGCAGGUCGAGAUUACCCGAGCCCUUCAUUUGUAUGAGAGCAGAGAAAGCUAUUCGUCCGAGAACAUAAGCGAAUACUCCUCUCUCAAGGAUAUCUGGGACGAAACUUGGGGCAAUUGGACGAAGAGCAAGGUCUGCAAAGAGCUGGGCGAUACAAUCGCAGGAAUGCCCAAUGUUGCCACCACUAUCGACAAAGUGGUCUGCUUCGGAUUGGGGUCAUUUUCGAAUUUUCGACGUUCAGAUGAUGGCGAGGAGGAGACUGAUGGUGACGCAGACGGCAUGCCCCUGCGCAGGGCCAUGGUUCAACAUGCAGCUGCGCUCACGAUGGCAACGGAAUUCGGAAAGCGGGUUGGCAAAGGCCCUCUGAAGAUCUUUACGCAGGACCCAGCAUAUACAGACACAGAAAAGCAGGUACUGCGAGAUCUAGGGAUCGAGGUUGUGGGAGGCUCUGGGUCACUUGGCUUCACAUAUGUGGACAGUGAUACACUGGUCUUCUCGAUUGCCCCCAACAUCCCGGUCAGGCAAAUCGUAGCCGACAUCGCGAGACCAGCAGCGAUGGUGUGGUGUACAGUUCAGUCAGAUGGGGUGGGCACUCCCAAAUGGCGUGCGGAGAAUUUCGAUGGAAAGUGGUAUUCUGUCGCCCCUUGGUCAACGGAUCCAGACUCUCCCCGCACUCGGGAAUUGAUUGAUAGCUACGCGGCGUAUAAAUUUCCACGAGACGAACAAAGAUUUGGCGAUCUUACCAUAUAUGUACGGUCCGAUUAG